GACGUCAAAGUGAUAGUUGUGGGUAGCAUUGACAAAAUCCAAUUUCCCAAAGUUAAAUAACAAGCGAUUGAUACCAUCAGAAGUAGAACUCAAAGCCAAAAAUGGCGGACAAAGAGAAAAAGGUUUGCGAUUCUUCAUCAUCUCAUGAUCAGAGCAAGCAAGAAGAAGAUUUAAUGGCGUUAUACGGGUCCGAUUCCGGGUGGGUCGAAGCCCGUACCCAUUGCGAUCAUCUCGAUAUUCUCUCUUCGGAUCUAACCCAUAUCCCCACACCGGACACUCCCUGCAACAGAUGCCAUCACCCUGCUGAGAAUUGGUUGUGCUUGAGCUGCAAAGAUGUUCUAUGUAGCAGAUUCAUCAACAAGCACAUGCUUGACCAUUAUCAACUACAACAUCACUGUCUGGCACUGAGUUACAGUGAUCUAUCGGUUUGGUGUUUUUCCUGCGACGCGUAUUUGGAUGCGCAAGUUAUGCCCCCUCUUCGCCCGGUUUAUGAAACCGCUUACAUAUUGAAGUUUGGUGAAGCCCCGCCGUUUCGGACAAUCGAGUGUUUGCAAUUAGGAGAUGGUUCCAGUUCAGGAAAUUAGAGGUUGUAUUAGGAUGAUGCAGAUUCAAGUUCAUGUGUUUCUUCUUUUAUAGGCUUAAAUUUGGAAUGACUACAAGAUUUUGGAAUGAAACAGUGUUUUUGGAUAAGGUUGACUUGCUUGGUUGACUUUUCAGUUUUUAA
Helianthus annuus (common sunflower) is the source of this 724-nucleotide messenger RNA. Its product is annotated as histone deacetylase 6. The record is from RefSeq and is a predicted model, not a curated record. The transcript has 3 exons. Gene Ontology annotation, molecular function: zinc ion binding. NCBI's taxonomy places the organism in Eukaryota, Viridiplantae, Streptophyta, Magnoliopsida, Asterales, Asteraceae. The coding region runs from base 102 to 584 and encodes 160 amino acids.